AUGAAGAAGAUCUUCUGCUUCGGGGGAGACAAGGGUGGGCCGCCCUCCGGCCCCUGCACCAGCCACGGCAAGACCAGGGUGGCCCCGGAAGGCGAGGCUGGUGACAGCGCCUUUCUACAGCCAUGGUACCACAUCCGGGAAAAAGAUCUUGGCAAAAUUCAGCAAGCUGCCAUGGCUGGUGACGUAGCGAAAGUGGAGCGGAUCCUUUCGCUGAAGACAGAGGCCUUGGAUGGCAGAGACAGAAAGAAGAGGACUGCUCUCCAUUUGGUCUGUGCCUGUGGCCAUCCAGAAGUAGUUACUAUCCUGGUGGACAGAAAAUGCCAGCUUAAUGUCCCCGACAGUGAAGAGAGGACAGCUCUGAUUAAGGCAGUACAAUGCCAGGAAGAGGAGUGUGCCACCAUCCUGUUAGAACAUUGUGCGGAUCCAAAUCACAGUGACACCUAUGGCAACACAGCUCUUCACUAUGCUGUCUAUCAUGAGAACACAUCGAUGACAGAAAAACUCCUCUCACAUGGUGCAAAUAUAGAAGCAAUAAACAAGAAUAUUGAUGUUAGAACAGCCCUCGCACUUGCUGCACAUUGUAAAUCACCAAAUAUAGUCACUCUUCUUCUUGAGCAAGAUACUGAUGUUUUUUCUGAAGAUACCUUUGGAUGUACUGCAAAAGAUUAUCCCACUGCUAGUGGUUUAAAUAU
This is a messenger RNA of Propithecus coquereli (Coquerel's sifaka), 692 nucleotides long. RefSeq names its product putative ankyrin repeat domain-containing protein 20A5. NCBI's taxonomy places the organism in Eukaryota, Metazoa, Chordata, Mammalia, Primates, Indriidae. The transcript has 5 exons. The record is from RefSeq and is a predicted model, not a curated record. Gene Ontology annotation, molecular function: protein binding. The annotation marks the transcript as partial.